Molecule: messenger RNA, 2050 nt
Organism: Oldenlandia corymbosa var. corymbosa
Lineage: Eukaryota; Viridiplantae; Streptophyta; Magnoliopsida; Gentianales; Rubiaceae
Source: the annotation of a GenBank genome assembly
UAAUCUUUAACCGCAACUUUUGUACACAAUUUUUAGACAAAAACCCCAAACCUUAAACCCGCUCCUUGCAGGUCUCGCACUCAAUCUCGAAUCUUUAAUUGGAGUAAAAAAUAAAAAAAUAAAUAAAAAAAACACCCUUUCUGAUAGCGGCCGAGUUAAACCCGGCCAUGGCAUUCAGAUACACCGCCGGCGAGGAACCGCCGCCUCCGCUGCAGUACAGUCACGGGCAGCCGCAACAGCUGACGCCAUUGCCCCCGCCACAGUCUGGCCUCGUUUUCUCUGCUGAAUCAACCGCUGGAGGAAAUACGGAAUUAAGGCCAAUAGUGACAGCGGGUCACGGAAAUUUCAGGUUUGGGAUGAGUAAUGACUAUCUUAACCAUGGAGUUGUGCACACAAGUGGGUAUCAUGGACAAGGAUUUGGCUGGGUAGAUAAUAGUUUUGGUCCUUCAAACAAUGUUAAGGAGGAAAUUCAGAGAGCUUUAGAGAAGGAGAGGAUUAGGGAGGAGAUCAUUGCUGCAGAGAUUGCCCGGAGAAGAAUAUUGGAGGCUGAAGUACGGGCAGAACUCAAAUUGGAGAGAGAAUUGGCUAUGAGAGUUAGAGAAGGCAAUGCUUUUGGCAAAGUUUCAUAUCCGAUGGAAGCUGGGUUACCAUCAGAAUCUAGGGGGUUUCCCUUCCUGCAAGAUGCUAAGGGGCGAUCACUGGAGGAAAGAAUCGCAAUGUAUGCAGAAGAAAGCUUAAGGAUGCGGGCAAGAUGUGAAACUCAAGGAUUUGAUGUUGUUCCUUUUCAGCCAAGCAGGACCAUUAGCCCCAAGGUUGAAGAGCCUGCACCUUCUCAUUCGGAAAAUGGCCAACAAAAGGAGAAAAUUGUUUUUCUGACCAAACCCGGUGCUGAUCUUUCUGGAAUGAAGAGGAAAGCUGUAUCUCCUGUAGAAGUGAGUGCAAAACAGCUAUUCAAUGUUAAGAAUACAAAAAGGAAUGGAGUUUGGAGUUGUGACAUUUGUGAAGUUAGUACCACCAGUGAGCGUGCCUUAAAUGAACACAUCCAAGGAAAGAAACACAAGUCAAAGGAAGCCGCAUUGAAGGAAAAGAAGAAUUGUAACAUUGGGCUUGGUGUUGUACCGAAUAAGAAACUGAAGCCUGUUAUAGAAGUUACUCAUAGUGUGGACAUGGAACAAGGGGUGAAAAUAGGGGAAGUAGCAUCACAGAUUGGCCAAAGUGAGCCAUCCUCAUUGCAUGAUGUUUCUACAAAGUGUUUGGAUGCAAAUAAUGUGUUAAUUUUGCCAGAAAAUGCAAAGAACAAAAAGCUAAAGAAGGUUAAACUACAGAAAGCCCCUAAAAGGAAGCCCAAGGAAAAGAAUAAUUUCUUGUUUUGGUGUGACAUGUGCCAGGUUGGAGCCAAGAACGAAAAAGUGAUGGAAGAUCAUAGGAAAGGUAAGAAGCACACGAGAUUGCUUGAAAAGGCUGCUGAAAAAGGUCAAGCUGUUUUGACCCCUCACACCAGUCAGGGGGAGGAUAAUGCCAGUGAAGCUACUGAAGAAGAGAAUCAUGCAUUUGAUGAUGUUGAUAGGGCUACAAAAGAGGAAACUGUAAAACGCUGUGAUCUAAUUGUCAUUGAGGAAGCGAAAGAUUGUGAGGCAGCAGAAGUUGCAAUUGACACACUGAACUGUUGAGUACAAAACGCCUUGAAGAGUUCAGUGAGUCAAUUUGAGUUACUGAGCCGGAAUGUUUGCUUGCAGCUGUGCAGUGUAGUAGUAAGACUUUAAAGUUUAAACAUUCUCCAAUGUGAUUUCUGUUCCAGGGUUCUCAUGAAAUAUUGCAGGACUGAUGGAAAAAUAAAAUGGAGAGGGCUCCAUGAGGGUGACUAACCUUGUAUCUUUUGAACUUUUUCAAGGAAUUUGUAAUUCUUUUUCAUAGUUAUUAUUCUUCAGGAUAACUAAAUUUGCAUUUUGUUGGCCAUGAAGACAGUUCAGUACGUAGCUGAUAAAUUUUGGAUCAAACUGACUGGUUCAAUCAACACAGUUAGCUAUACGAUUGAUCUUCUCAAUUAAUA